AUGGAUAACGAACGCGAAGAUGAUGAUGAAAUGAAUAUUACAAAUGUUGAUCGUGCUUCAUCAAUUGAUUCACUCGAACAAUAUGAUUUUGUAUCAACAACAACAACGACAACAACAAGUGAUAGUCUUCAAUUGAUUAGUGGGUGUCAUAAAUGGACACAUACAAAUGGUAAUAUUCGCGUAGAAAAAGCAAUUGAUAGUUAUAAUCAAAAUAAUAAUCAUAAUCAAAUAGAAUUCAUUAUUAAUCAUAAUGAUAAUGAUGAUCAUGAUAAUAAUACAAUUCAACAAAAAAUUUCAUCAACAAAUAAUAAUAAUAAUAAUAAUAAUAAUAUUGAAAUAGUUUUAAAAAAUGAUUAUCAAGACGAGGAGGAAGAAGAAGAAGAUAAUGAUGAAUAUGAAUUAACCCAUAUGGACAUAUCUUUAAAUCAUUUUGAUGUUCAACUUCAAGUUAAUAAUGGUCAAUUACAAGAAGCAAUUCGUUAUGGAGUUUUCUCCUCGGUUUUAGCAAAUGAUUAUGAAUCCGAAAAGAUUAGUUUAUUUAAAAUUAAUCAACAUUCACAAACAAUGGAAAUGGAUAUGGAAAAUGGAGAUAGUUACAAUGGAAGAACUAAUGGAUAUUCACAUCAUAGUAAUAAUAAUAAUAAUAAUGAUGAAUCUUAUAGAAGAAAUAACCGAUCAAAUGAUUCACCGGAUAGUUAUGAAAAUGGAAAUGGUACCAAUCCAAACAGAAAUAAUAAUAACUCAAGAAGAUCGGAUGAUGAUGAUGACGAUGAUGAUGAUAAUAGUGAAGAUAAUAAUGAUGAUAAUGAUGAAAAAGAUAAUACCGAUGAAGAUGAUACGGAUGAUGAAAGUGAUGAAAAUAUUGCUCGUCGAUUAGGUUUUAUACCAUUAGACAAUGAAACUGUACGUAUAAUAGGUCGUUUACGUAAUUUAUCAAAUAAACAAACAUUUGAUCGUCGAGAUUUUGAAACUCUUUCAUCUUUAAUUGAUGAAUUAAUUCGUAUUCAACAUUUAGAAACCUUUUCUAAAGAACAAUUAAAACGAAUAAUUCAUUAUCUUAAAUUAAAUCGUCCAUUACGAACAAAAUCUCGUGCAUUAACAUUUAUACAAGAACGUAUACCACGACGUGCUGUUAAAUAUAAUGUUAUUUCAUCAAAUCAUGAACCUAAUUCAAAUGUCUUUAAUAUAUGGCGUGAACGUGAACGACGUGCUCGUUUAGAUUCUUCAGAUAGUUUAGAAGGUGAGGGACAAAAUACAAGUGGACAACAAUUACGUGAUGUAGUUGAAAUUAAUCAUCCAACACCACCUAUAGUUCUUUCAACUAAUUAUAUAACUCCAAAUGUAACAACAAAAGUUAAACAAAUGGCUAAAGAUAUUGAUAUACGAUCAGGAAUAACACGUUCAGAAAUUAAUUUACGUACAGGUGAACGAUUUAGUGAUCAUGCAUAUAUGCCAAGAAGUUCAUCACCAACAUAUCCAGGUCUUGUUUCUGUUGCACUUUAUGAUGUUAAAUCAACAAAUAAUAAUGAUGGUCCAAUUAAUGAACAUCAUAUUGAAACUCGUAUAAAUAAUAAACGAAAUAUUAAUAUAUCAAAAUCAGCAUCUCCAACACCAUCAGAACAAAGUCAUGUACGACAAAUGAUUGUUCGUCUUGAAUCAUCUGCAACAUCACCAAAUACAAAUACAAAUACAAAAAUAGAAAAGAAAAUUUCAUCUAAAAAACCAUUACAUGAUGAACAUUCAGAUGGUUCACCUGGUAUAACAAUUUCACCACCAAUUAAACGUAUUGCAAAAAGAGAAUUUAAUGAGAAAAAUGCAAUUAAUGGAAUUAAUCAUAAUAGUACUACUCAUAAUAAAGAUGGAUAUGUCUAUCAAUUAACUGACACACAUGAUGAUGUUUUUGUUCAAAAUAAGAGCACAUCAAAUGGUAUGAAAUUUGAAUUUGAUAAAGAAGAAUUGACAAUUGGUUGUAAACGUACAACAAGUGGAGCAACUGUAAGUAACAUAUG
Messenger RNA from Adineta steineri, 2009 nucleotides. Lineage: Eukaryota; Metazoa; Rotifera; Eurotatoria; Adinetida; Adinetidae. The record is from the annotation of a GenBank genome assembly.